Cladocopium goreaui is the source of this 5740-nucleotide messenger RNA. The record is from the annotation of a GenBank genome assembly. NCBI's taxonomy places the organism in Eukaryota, Dinophyceae, Suessiales, Symbiodiniaceae.
AUGGCUUCGGCAAUGGCCUCCUGGACCUCUCUGCAGGUGGUGCUGCAGGCAGUGCCGCUGGAGGUGCCCCUGACGUGGGUGGUGCCGCUGGUCGUGCCCCUGCUGGUGCCCCUGGUCGUGUGGUGCCCCACAUGGGUGGUGCUGGUCGUGCUCCUGGAUGUGUUUUUGACAUGGGUGCCCCUGGUCGUGCCCGUGCUGGUGCUCCUGACAUGGGUGGUGCUGGUGGUGCUCCUGGAGGUGUAUUUGACAUGGGUGGUGCCCCUGGUCGUGCCCCCUGCUGGUGCUGCUGACAUGGGUGGUCCCCCCCUGGUGCUGGCCCUGUUUGCCAAGGUGCUCCAGGUCGUGCCCCUGACUCUGGUGUGGGUGCUCUGGGAGCAGCUGGGGCUGGUAUUCCUCUUGGAUCUCUCGGUCUGGAAGCAGCUGGACCCAUUGGUGGUGCUGCAGGUGGUGCCCCUUGACGAGGUGGCCUCAGGGGAGGUGGCACUCUUCCUGAAGGUGCCCCCCACUCUGGUGUGGGUGCUGUGGGUGCUUUGGGAGCAGCGGUCCAGGGCCAGGGGUGGGCCUGCUGCUCCCAUCAUGGCAUAUUGGCAAGGGGCUCGGGGCAUCGCUGCCAGCACUGCAGCAGUGUUCACUGCAGCGGAGGCCUCUGCUGCCGAGUCCCUGGCCAACAGCAGGCGGAUUUGCUCCCGCUCACGGUCGCCUGACGGGGCCUUCCCUGCUCUGUUGCGCUUCGGCCCCAUGGCUGCGCUGCACGUGGCCAGCAGACUGGAUUACAUAUGCCUGCGGCAAAUGCAUGCGGAUGGUGAAUCCAAGAACGUGCAGUACUUAUGGGAUGCCCCUUUCUUGGCGCAACAAGAAUAUGGCCAUGCUCCCAUGCUCUGCACUGUGGCCAAACAGUGGAUUCCGCUUCAUUCACACCGUCGGAUCCAACAGGUGACAAUGCAACAAAGACAGCAGAGUCGACAGGCGUACAUGACUGACUCACAGGAAUGGAGAGAUUUCACUCAGCAAACGGCAGAUCAACUUAAGCAUGUUUUUCAAGCCGCAGAAACAACUGCAGAUGAUUUCCUGGGGCAGAUGCACUCAAGGAUGAUGAACACUUUUCAUUUGCAUUUUCCUGCUGGCCAAAACAAGCGCAACCCUGAACAUUGGCGGGUGGCCCUCCCGACAUUGCUCAACAAGUGGGAGCAUCGACGACAGAUGCUGAGGCCAGGCCUGGGCACAGCUCGAAAUGUUUUCAGAGUUUGGUUUCAUGCCACCAAGUUUGCUGUUUUGAAACGUUUUCAUCGUAGGCAGUCCCAUCUCACUAGGAAAUUACAGUUUCAAGGCAUUGUCAAUGAAGCAGCUGCUGCGGCAGCCAAACAUGACACUCACAAACUUUUCCAACUAAUCAAUCGGUUUGCACCCAAACAGCCCAGAAAGCAGAUCCAACUCAGAAAUCAGCAUGGCUACAUGGCCAGCCCGAUUGAAGGAGCAGCACUCAUGAACAAAUUUGUGAUGGAUACAUGGUCUGGACCCAGCUCCAUGAACUUGCGUUUUGAUGAAGCCCCAGGUGUACCUUUCACGGUGAGACAGCUUGAGAGAGCCAUUGCCUUGAUUCCCACGACCAAGGCGGUCGCCAAGCCAUUUGCCCCUGGCGUGGUUUGGCGCCAGCAUUCGGAGCUUCACAUCAGUGAUGCCCUCAUUAAUUUGUUGGCCACGUGGCAUGAAGAUGCUUGCUACUUUGUGCAACAUGAACACACAGAUAGCCCCAUUGCUGUUGGAAAGGGAGUGAGACAGGGGUGCAAGGCGGCACCUGGAUUGUGGAAUGGCUUCAUUGUUCUCAUGUUGCAUGAUUUGAUGGCACACACACCUUUUUCCUGGAUCCAAAGAUGCGUCACAAUUUACGCUGACGAUCUGCAUAUUGGGGACUCCUUUGUCUCGUUGGAGGAUUUUUAUUUUUUUCAUCGAGCACUAGGUUUUCUCAUUUCAACCUUCGCAUCCAUGGAUUUGCACAUUAACACGAGCAAGUCAGCUGCAAUCAUUGAGCUGCGCGGCCGACAGAGUCUUGCCGUCAAAAGGCAAUUGGUACAACAUGACCACACUGGCGACAGCCUGAAAAUCGUGCUGCCCAAUGCCGAGACAGUGUACAUCCCCAUUUGCAAAUCUACCAAAUAUCUGGGGGUUGUGAUCAGUUAUGGAAACUUUGAAGAUGACAGCCUGAAACAUCGGUUGAGCUUGAUGCACACGGGCUUUCGACGUUUGCAGAAGUGGCUCACAGGCAAACAUUGCCUCACAAGUGCGCAACGCUACAAACUAUGGCUUACAUGCGUUUAUCCGAUUUUGAGCUAUGGCAUUUUUGCAUUGGGGUUGACACACAAUGGCAUUCAACUGGCCACGAAGCACAUGAUGGUCAUGAUUAGAAAAUUGUUGCAGGAUCACUCCUAUGUCACAAGACGCACCAAUCAACAGGUUCUGACAGAUCAUCAUUUAAGAUCUCCGGCGCGCUUGUUGCAUGCCACUGCGGAAAACCUCCUGAGGACCCUGACUGAACGCAGUAUGCAUGUGCUACACAUUGGACCGUCUUCCUGCACAGUGACUUUGGAACCAACAGGUGCAACCAUCAGCUCCAUUGCACCCGUGACUACUCCAAUGGCAGCAGCACGGGGGUUGCGCAUGAUCACGGCAGAUGAACUUCACAAUCUGAACCAACAGGCCUUUGGGCCACGCCUCUUGCAGAUUGUUCACGAUAGAGAUUGGGAGAAGGUGGAGCAGGAGGCUGAGGCGUGUGCCUACCUUUCAACCCAAUGCAUCAUUUGCUCUCAUCGUGUUGGCAGAUGCCAAGAACUUCAUCAACAUUUUCGUUUGCAACAUCCCGACUUGUGGGAGUACGCACCUCAGAAGGCGAUUCAGCUCACCAAUCUUUUUUCAUCAGAAAGCCCUUGUGGAUGCUGUGGGUCGUAUUUUCGGACUCACUCAUGCCCCAUCUGGUCUCAGAUAGCUGUCCUUUUGGUGAACGGCGCUGCUGUCGACACCCCAGACAUUGAGCCUGUACAUGACGUGCGCAGAAGGUGUGAGAUUUGCCUUGAGAGCUUCCCCACCACGACUGAUCUGGUGCAGCAUUUGCAGGUACAACAUGGUCUGCAGGGCUUGAGCUUCAACUCCAGUCGAGACUCUCUGGACGGCUCCUCAGCUUGCGCACAUUGUGGACAGUUAUUUUUGACGGUCAGUGGACUCAAGUCCCACAUAGUGCAGGGCCGAUGCAUAUAUUUCAAUCCCCAAGCCUCAGCAGAAACACUGAAGGUGGAUGAGAUGUGGCAACAGGCCUGCUUGGAGGGCAAAUUUCUUGAGAUCUUGCGCAGUCCCCAAGCAAGACUGCGCUUGACUGUGGUCUGUCAGGCCUGUGGCAAGGGCUGUCAACGUGCUGCAGAUUUGUCUUUGCAUCUGCAAUCGGCUCACUCCAGGCUAUGGCGCUUGUCACAACGACUCACGAUGAUCCUUGUUUCUGUCUUUUAUCGUUUGCAGUGCUUUUGCAAUCCCUCUACAGGGGUCAAACGUGGACAGCUUCCGUUCAGGCAACUGGCAAUGGCUUUUCAUCGUUUGGACACUGAGCCCUUUGCACCAACGGUGAUCACAGAUCAGAUGUUUCAGGAGAUCUUGGCUGCCACAUUGCCCAGACCCAUGCGUUACAGGCUUGAACAGGCUUUGGUUCACAGAAAUUUUGCAGACACCUGGAAGGACCCAAUGAUUUUGCAGCUGAUGCGCCAACAAUGCAUCCUCUGCGGUGAGCGGCUUCACACAGCUGACCUUGCGCUUCACAUCCGCGAGGAGAUGGCAGCCGCAGAACAAAUGAAGGAGGCGUUUGGAGCGCUGGCCAGCCUCUUCAGGGACCCGACACUGAAACUCCAGGAGAACCCACGACAGGCCAAAGCACGCAAGAGAGACGACCAAAACGGCAGAGACACAGAGAUGGCAGAUCUUCCUCCAGACGUGCCACAACAGCAGCCGGCACUGCAGAUGCUGACCACCAUGGCCAAUCUGCUGAUCCGUCACGAUCAGGAGCUGCAAAGCCUCCGAAAAAUGGAUCAAUACAUUCUUUUUUUGAAUCCCGAUCCAACAGGUGCGCUUCACCUCCUGAUGGAGGCGACGGUUCAGUGGAGGAAGAAGUCCAAGUCUCUGAUGAUGCCCCUGAGACAACAUCUGGUGCUUGCACUGCUGAACAAGAUGCGGGACAGACUGGCCCAGCUCAUGAAGUGCAACGAGACGGAUCAACUGUUCACCACGUCGCUGGCCAAGGGCUUGAUCUUAGCGGACAGAAGCUUUCCAUUUCAUCGUUGGGACCCACAAGCCCAACAAUUGGUGCUGGACAAGAAAUCCCCGGUGACGGGCACCAAAAUGGACCAGCACUUGGAGGAGCUCACCGAGAUGAUGCAAGACCCGGAGCUGGUGGUUCGUUUUCAUGCACUGAGGACACCGGACUCCCAGUUGGAUCGCGUGAUUCCAUGGAGAAUGCAAAUCAACCUCAGGAGGGACAGAGCUUACGAGCUGCUGCAUCAGAUCUCCUUCAAUGCGAUUUGGAUGGUGGUUGGCGCAACAAUGAAACCACAUUCAUUGAAUCAAUCUCCCAUGGCAACUCACCUGCAGACGAUGCUGGGACAGAAGGGCCGAGGCAAGGGCAAGCACAGGCCCCAGAAGAAACAGGCCACACCCAAGUCAGUACCCAUGAAGGACCUUUGGGGAUUGCACGGUGAGACCUUGAUUUCUUUUUUGCAAAGGCAUGCUGAUACACCAGCAAGCCUACAGGCAGAAGUGUGGUUUCAGGACAUUGUGCACAAUUGGGGAGAUGCACUGGGCCAGAAAGACUGCGCCGAAUGUGCUCAGAGAGCUUUGGCUUGGUUGCAAUCAUCAGCGUUUGACAUGCGUUGGGAAAGACGGCUUGCAGUUGCCACAGACAUCCAGAAGUUUGAUUCAAGCAACAUGCACACCCCCAUCAUUCUUUCCAUUGCACCACAAUAUCAUUCAGUUGGUUUUUGCAAUUUGGCUGCCUUGGUGACUGAUUGGACCCAGGAGCAAUCGAUGUGCACGGCGCUGCUGGAUGCCCCAGCCUGCCUUUGUCUACACAUUGAUCGCAUGCGUGAAGAUGAGGCAGGCGCGGUGACCAAGAGCUUAUGUCGCAUUGACAUUGAAACUGCUGUGACUGUACCAGUCUUCCGCACAGCUGGAUUGACCUGCGCCUCAGCAGAUUACAUCCCUGUGGCAGCAGUGGCACACUUUGGACAGGACAUGGCAGGCCAUUGCAAGGCCAUUUUGAAGAUGCAACCCACCCUGAUUGACUCCUCUCACCCUGCAGCCUGGCUGAUCACGGAAGAUGAUCAGCGCCCACAGGCGGUAUGGAAAUAUCCGACAUGGUUUGCUGGCAAUGUGAUCACGGUUUGGAUGCUACGCACAGACUGCCUGCGACUCCCAUACUAUCAUGCCACUUCAACCCAUGGCUCUGACGAUUCUCAGCACCUGCCGACUCCUGAGCUGAACAAGGCAGAUCAGGCUGGGGGGACGAUGCACGAGUUUCUUCACUUGCUGCAAGCUCAACCUGGAGCACAUCUGAGAGACAAGAGUGAGACUGAGGGCGACCCGUAGAUUUGGCUGACUCUUUUUGUUGCUGUUUCAUUUUCCAAUUGUAAGACCUAGACAUGGCACUUUUUCCAGCGGCAAUUCAUGGCCUUAAGAUUCCUAACCCAUUGGAACCAACGAGAAAGUCGUU